This is a messenger RNA of Spizellomyces punctatus DAOM BR117, 3545 nucleotides long. RefSeq lists its product as uncharacterized. Gene Ontology annotation, cellular component: membrane. The transcript is spliced from 8 exons. Gene Ontology annotation, molecular function: hydrolase activity, hydrolyzing O-glycosyl compounds; G protein-coupled receptor activity; carbohydrate binding. The coding region runs from base 67 to 3411 and encodes 1114 amino acids. NCBI's taxonomy places the organism in Eukaryota, Fungi, Chytridiomycota, Chytridiomycetes, Spizellomycetales, Spizellomycetaceae. The record is from RefSeq and is a predicted model, not a curated record. Gene Ontology annotation, biological process: carbohydrate metabolic process.
AGUUGCUUGCAGGACGCUGUUCUUCCCAAUUCCCUAGUGCUUGGGCCAUUCCGGUUGCUGCCUACGAUGCGCAUCCUGGCAGUAUCCCUGGCUCUGUUGCUGGUGGUGGGCGGGACCACUGGGUCACCGUCUAGCACGAACUACAACAAAACAAAGAACAAAGUGCACUUGUCAAAGAGAUGCGCUGCAGGUCUCAUCACUUGUGGAGAGGACUGUUUCGACCCGGCUUUGGGCGAAUAUCACUGUGUAAACGCUCCAGAUGGAACACCUUUGUUGGUUCAAGGCCCCGGGUAUAACCCCAACGAUCCCGAUGCUGAGAUACUGCCCGCGGAUAUCACGGACAUUGGAACUCCUACUGGCCAAACGAAGAAGAUUACAAUGACCAACAGAUGUCCGCACAAAGUGUGGCCGGCUCUUCAGGGAAAAUUCGGCGAUCCUGUCCCGGCCGACGGAGGAUUUGGAAUGGGACCGGGUACGACUGUAACCGUUCACGUUCCAUAUAAUUGGGAAUCCGGACGGAUCUGGCCGCGGACGGGCUGCAAGAUCAACAAUGGAAAAGUCUUUUGUGAAACAGGCACGUGCGGCAUCAAAGAAAACGGCUACGGCGUGCAAUGCAAGGGCAAUGGAGGAGUGCCGCCAUACACCAUCGUCGAAUUUACUUUGCACGGGUACAAAAACCUUGAUUACUACGACUUGUCUCAAGUAGAUGGUCACAACAUUGGAAUCGCUGUCGCAGUUGUGGGAGGUGAUAAAAUCAACGAUCCCGAUAUGGUUGAGCCCAAAUUUGACUGCGGAAACGCGGCGUGCAGGAUGGACAUUUCCAAAUACUGUCCCCCCGAGUUGGCCUUUAUGAGUAGUGACGGGAAAAGAAUCGUGGCAUGCGGGAGUAUCCAUAACGCUGUGGAAGACCUCGUCCAGAGGACGUUGCAUCCUGACCCUUUGAAGCCCCUCUUUGACGAUCAAGUCAAGAGGUCGCUUGUUGGAUGCACCUGUGACCCAACAGGAACUUACAACCACUGCUACGCAAAGGUCGAUAAGCGUCCUGAGGCCGAGGGGAAGCGAUGCUAUGUGGAGGACUGGCCUUCUGUCAAGGAGCCCGGCCCAUGGCCUACCCGAUACGACAAAGUCUUCAAAGACAGGUGUCCGCUUGCUUAUUCGUGGCAGUUUGACGACUUUUCCUCGACGUUCAAUUGCCGAAACGCCGAUUACCAUAUAACAUUCUGUCCAGCGGCCGAGUGCGGGAAGGAAGCAAAUGGAAAGGAGUGUCCCAACAAUGCAUGCUGCUCUUCAUUCGGGACCUGUGGAGUCACAGAGACAGAAUGCGGUGACGGGUGUCAGUCCAACUGUAACAGCUUGGACGAUUUCCCUGGCCCUGGAACAUGUGCGUCACCUCCUUUGACCAUUGUUGUCGGGUACUAUAGCAAUACGGCGUACGGACGAGGGGAAAACCUGCCCAACUGCAAAGGGACGUUGAAAGCGAUGGCCCCGGAAGACCUCCGACCGACCGGUUUUACUCAUCUGAACUAUGCAUUCGGUGCGAUAUCCGUUGACUUCAAGCUUACCACCACUCGAAACGAGGAUGACGAUCUCAUCAAGAGGUUCAAUGGACUCAAGAGUUCGAACGGGAACUUGAAGACCUUGUGGUCAAUUGGUGGAUGGGCCUUCAAUAAUCCAGGAUCUGGGACGGAAACACGAUUUUCCGACAUGGUCUCGUCUCCGGCCAAUCGAGCCACGCUCAUUGGCGAUAUUGUGCGGACAAUCCCUGGACGUGGAUUCGACGGAAUUGACUUUGACUGGGAGUAUCCAGGCCCGGCGCGGGGUGGUAGGGAUUCUGACCCCGCAAACUUUGUGCAAUUUCUCAAGGAACUCCGUCAGGCUUUUGACCGCAGCAAUCUCAAACUGAUCAUUACUGUCACGGCUCCCCCAACUCAAUUGAACCUUGCUGAAUAUGAUCUGAAGACGUUAAAAGAAAAUGUUGACUGGAUCAACUUGAUGACCUACGACUUUCAUGGAGCCUCUCCCGCCGUUAACCAACCGGCGAAUCCCGUCGACAAUCGGCCACCACCCAAUGCGUGGGGCAGCGAAUCCUUGGGCGUCCAGCCGCACGCUAACAAAUUUGAUAUCGACAAUGCUCUGCGAGCGUAUCUCAAAGCCGGUGUUCCACGGGAAAAACUUGUCAUGGGAAUUGCGUUCUACGGUCGUUCGUACACGUUGAUGCGUCCUGAUUGCAUCGACCCGGGAUGUCCGUAUUCCAGUGCCGGGAAACCGGGCGUGUGCACUAACGUCCCUGGGUUCAUCAGUUACUCCGAGGUGCAGGCCCUCGAUCGGACGCAAACUGCGGUAGACAAAACUAGCAUGAGCGCCGUAGCAAGUUCUGGUGAUCAAUGGAUCUCAUAUGAAAACCACGAAACAAUUCAAGCAAAGAUGGGCAUCGCCGCCAAACAAUGUCUCCCAGGUGUCGCCAUUUGGUCUCUCGACCUCGAUCCGGAUGGUGUAUUGCUUCUCUCUGUUACAGGCAAUGCCAAUACAGAGACUCCCAAUACAGGGUUUUGUACCGCUGACGGCCGCUGGAGAACGACCGCAGCUGGGCAGACGAGUUCCUACAAUUGCCCAUACGGAGAAGGAUCGAUAGUGCGACACUGCGGCUCAGACGGCCGCUGGGGAGACGUGGUCAACAAUUGUGCCGAUGUCCAUACUGAGCAUUUUGCGGAUGAUUUCAAGAAUUGCAAAAAUGGUCCCGAUGUGGGCUCAACUAUCGCAUCUCUCAAUUUGAAUGACAUUACAGUGGGUGCUGGAAGUAGCGGUCUUACUCGACGUCAGAGGCCUGGAGUGGCUGCUUUCCGAAACUCUACAUCUCUCACGUCUGGCGAUAAUUUCCCAAACUCUACCGCAGCCAUCACUCAUGACCAGCCACUGAAUGCUACAGCAUCCCGUCCUCCAACACCCGGAACCGCCCGGGUUGCGGCAGCUGCCCUUCCAGUGCGCGUUGCCGAUGCCCCCGCGCCUGCGAGCACCUUAAAGGAUCUGUGGGAUCUCAUGAAAUACAACCCAGCGGCAGUCGACCUUCCGUAUGCAGCUGGCAUCUUUGCCAACACGCCAGCCACGCCUCCCUCGACAACGAUUCACACCAUUCUCCCACCCACUCAGAAACCUACAGUAGUUCCUCCGUCAUCUACUACCAGUGCAGGUCAUACUGCCACUCCCUCGGCCACGACGACGACCAUACCAUCACCUCCUUCAAAUGGGGAAUGCCGUUCUACUAAUUGCGGAGUAUACGAUGUAACACAAUAUGUAUGCUGUGAUGGUCAGCUAUGUCCAAACGUUGCUCCGAGACGUUGCGGGCCGGCGUGCUACGAUCCGGCCAUUUAUACUUGCUGCAACAGUCAGCUGCAACCCAAGGGAACCUGUUAGACAGGAUCACACGCGAUUGAGACACGACAUUGUUAUAUCCGCUCAGGUUACAAGUGUGUGAUGCUUAGUACUUUCGGGCAUAGAUUUAGUAGAGAUAGAAAUGCAAGACGUAGACUUUGGAAAUGCUUCUGUUU